UGACGUCAGUUAAAGAUCAAUUUCAGUCUAAGCGGGGAAUUUUGUCAACAAACAUCUGUGCAUGUAUUCAAAAUGAAGACAAAAAACGUAAAUAACGCCCAAGAAAAAUGUGACGAAUGGUUGUCAACUAGAAAUAAGAAAAAGAUAUCAAAGCCUACUCCUAUGAUUAAAAAACACAGUGCAGCACUACGUUUGGUUAAAACAGGAUCUAGUUCCAAAUUGUGUAAAUUGACUCAAAAUUCACCACCACCACCACAGAUAUACACUAAUACCAAACAGAGUGUUUUAAUGUCCUAUUUUACUUCGAAACCAGAUCAAAGCAAUGAACAAAGUUUUGAUGACUUGAAUGAAAUUGAUGUUGACAUGCAAGAAGAUUUAACUGAACAGUUUGGAUUUUUAAGUCAAGAUGAAAGCAAUGAAAAAGAAGGGCAUCAAAACAUCCCUUUGUCUUACACCAGAGUGAUAAAAAAUGAUUCUGCAAAAUGUCAGGUCAAAUGUGACAUUGAUGCCUCAAAUGAUGACAAUGAUGACUGCAAAAUGUCUAGUGGAUUUAAAUUCUCGUCAAAUUGUAAGGAAAAGGACAUAAAAGUCUGCGUUAGAAACCAUUCUGAUGACAGUGAUAUAGACUUUGUUAGUCAACCAGAUGCAAAUGAAAACAGGAAUGUCAAACAGAAAAAUUACUCUGAAGGAAUUGAAAUGUCAAAUUCAAAAACUGACACAGAUAGUGAUAUAGAGUUUAUAAGUCAAUGUCCUGAAAAAGCGAGAAAAUAUGUAAACCCUCCAAAUUCUACGAGUAUAAAUGCAAUAGAAGAGCAUAAUUAUGUUGAAAAUAUCAGAAAAACAUUCAGUAGAGGUCACAAGGAAAAUGGGAAUUCCAAAACUGAUACAGAUAGUGAUAUAGAGUUUAUAAGUCAAUGUCCUGAAAAUGUAAACCCUCUAGAAUCUACAGGGAAAUUGGCAAUUAAUAAACAUACUUGUGUUGAAAAUAUUGAAAAAACAUUCAGUAGAGAUCAGAAAGAAAAUGGGAAAUCCAAAACUGAUACAGAUAGUGAUAUAGAAUUCAUAAGCCAGUGUCCAAAAACUGUCGAAAAGUAUGUAAACCCUCCAAAAUCCUCUCUAGAAUCAAAAAUAAUUGGAUAUAGUAUCGUGGAGGAAACGUCUAAUAAGGAUCGUUGGAAAGACAAAUUCCAAUCAGACACUUCAAGUGAUGAUAUAGAAUUUUUGAGUCAAUGUCCAGAACAGAAAAGCAAGCAGUUAAAUGCUGAACUAAGCAUAAGCAAUUGGAAAAAGCAUUUGAAUUCAAAACAGUGUACAUCUUCUAUAAUUUCAGAACAAGAUUCUGAUUAUAGUGAUAUUGAAUUUCACAGUCAAUUUCCAGAGCAUGGCCGAUAUAAUCAGGUGAUUCCAAAAGUUCCUGAAAAUUCCAAGGAAUUGUCAAGGCCAGUUCCAAAGUAUUAUGAAAAAGGAUGCAGGCAUUCUCCAAACAGUGUCAAAAAUCUGAAACUUAAGUGCAAUAAAGAUGCAAAAAAGGCAGACAAUGGCUUGGAAUGGAUCCCAGAGAAUAGUGAAAUAGAGUUCAUUUCCCAAUCAGUGCUUCAAAAUCCAAAAACUUCCUCCAAAUUCUGUGAUAGUGUGGACUCUACAAAGUAUUUCCAAAAUCAUACGCUGAAUGUGACUCUGAACACAGAAGAUCUAAAUACACAACACGUACAAGAUUUUGAUUUUGACUCUCAAGACGAAGAUCCCUGUUCCUCAGAUAUGCUGCAACCAGACAAACAGCAUUCAGAGGAACAGUGUUCAGAAGAACAGCUACAGGAACACUGCCAAGCAGACAUUCCAGAGGAACAAUGUCUAGACCAAAGUCUGGAGGAACAAACUCAUCAAACAGACGAUUUGUCAUUUGAUUCUAAUACUCAAGCAGACAAUAAUGCCUAUACAUUGGCAGAAAAACCAAAGCAGAAACAAAACAAGGGAGGCAACUCUUUAAGACAUAAAAGUCGACUGCUUCAGAAAUUCUUACCAGACACAAUCAAAUUCACAGACACUGAAUCAGACAGCUGUGAGGAGCCAGUGCAGAAAACCCAACCAGGAAAUAAUAUAAAACAGUCCUCUAGUCUAGAUUCUAAUUUGUUUAUCAUAGAAGAUUCUCAACCAGUAAAUGUGCACAUAAAUCGAUCCAGAAAGAAACAACGUAUUGACUUAAACGAGCAAAAUGAUUUUGAUGUGUCAUAAUAAAUACAUUUGAAAUCAU
Lottia gigantea (owl limpet) is the source of this 2251-nucleotide messenger RNA. RefSeq lists its product as hypothetical. The coding region runs from base 73 to 2232 and encodes 719 amino acids. The record is from RefSeq and is a predicted model, not a curated record. NCBI's taxonomy places the organism in Eukaryota, Metazoa, Mollusca, Gastropoda, Lottiidae. The transcript has 4 exons.